Messenger RNA from Funneliformis mosseae, 558 nucleotides. NCBI's taxonomy places the organism in Eukaryota, Fungi, Glomeromycota, Glomeromycetes, Glomerales, Glomeraceae. The record is from the annotation of a GenBank genome assembly.
AUGAGUAAUAAACGAGGUCGACGUUCAAAUAAAAUUUGGGACUAUUUUGAAGAAGGACCUAAAAGAAAUACUUCACAUAAAGCAGCUAUUUGUAAUUAUUGUAAAAAAAAUAUUCUUAGCAUUUCAGAACAAAUGUCAUCAUCUAUUCCUUCAAUUACUAAUAUACCUAUAAUAACACCAUUACGAUUACAACAAAUACAAUCAGAAGCAAAUUUAAUUCAAUCAUCAAUAAACAAUUAUGCAGAUAAACCAUUUUCAACACAUAGAAAAAAAGCAAUUUACAAACAAAUUAGUUGUGCAGUUGCUUCAGCUAAUUUACCUUUUUCAUUUGUUGAUGAUCCUGAAGUUAAGAAACUAUUUGCUUUGUUUAAUUCAUAUUUUAAAUUACCAUUCCGAAAAUGGCUUAGUACAGAUAUAAUUGAGGAUUUGAAUAAUGAUGUUGUAAUUGAAAUUCAGAAUUUUAUAACUAAUUCACGUUUUAUAACUCUUUCUGGAGAUGGGUGGACUAGUCAAACGCGUAAUAAUAUUAUGAAUUACGUAUUAGUUGAUGAAAAUUGA